CGUCGGUCGCGUUCCGGCUCGCCCUCGUCUACCUCCCCAAUAACCUCCGCCUGUCCACCCGCCCCGAAGUGCCGGUUAUGCAAUUACUUUUGGCGCUUUGCUGGAAUGAUGGUGGCGACGGACGACUUCGUGGAGGCGGACAACGCGGAGGCCAUCAUCUCCAGGAUCAAGCACAAGUCCCGCAAUAUCGAGAGCUUGCUCAAGCAGUCGAAGCCGGUGGAGGCUCUCAAGACCGACGUUGAAGGAUCGCCUCCGAACACGCGGGACGAGCGAUGCAAGUCGGCGAACUGGAUAGUGGUGCACAGAGCGAUAAUGGCGAUAAAGGAUCUGGACGCCCUGUUCUCUUCCUUGGAUCCCGAGUACUACGACAUCCUCAUGAAGAACAAACCUUGUUAAACUAUGCAAGGCAGUCAAGUUAGAGUGUAUAGGGAUUCCUAUCCCCAAAGAAAAGCCCUUUUAGAGGCUAUGCUCAAACUAAGC
Eucalyptus grandis is the source of this 480-nucleotide messenger RNA. RefSeq names its product actin-related protein 2/3 complex subunit 5A-like. The transcript is spliced from 4 exons. Lineage: Eukaryota; Viridiplantae; Streptophyta; Magnoliopsida; Myrtales; Myrtaceae. Gene Ontology annotation, molecular function: actin filament binding. The record is from RefSeq and is a predicted model, not a curated record. The coding region runs from base 106 to 396 and encodes 96 amino acids. Gene Ontology annotation, biological process: regulation of actin filament polymerization; Arp2/3 complex-mediated actin nucleation. Gene Ontology annotation, cellular component: Arp2/3 protein complex; actin cytoskeleton; cytoplasm.